GGGGCCCUGGACAGACGUGUCGUUCAUGGCAGAGAAGCAGAACCAGGCGCUGCGGUUGGUCACGAGCUCGGGCUGCUUCCUGCCGCGCUGCUGCGCAGGCACCGAGGGCACAGGAGCUGGCAGCAGCGGGCAGGUGAGAAGAAUGGGCUCCAUGUCGGAGGAGCUCACCCUGGUCCCCCUGCACCAGAGGCCGGAGCUGCUGGAGGCCUGCGCCAAGCUGCUGGGCGAGGAGUGGGGGAAGAGCCGGGCAUCGCGGCUCCACACGCUCCAGCGUUCCUCGGACGCCUUCCCCACCUGCCUGCUGCUACUGCGGAGCCGGGGCCCCGCCGAGGCCCCCACCGCCCAGGAAGGUCCCUGCCAGCUCGUGGGCCACGUCCGGCUCUCUCGUGUGGCCAGCCGUCCCCAUGACCUCUUCGUGGAGAGCGUCGUGGUGGCCCGGGCACUGCGGGGCCAGGGCUACGGGCGGCGGCUGAUGGAGGCCACCGAGCGGUGGGCCCGGGCCCGGGGCUUCAGCUGCCUCCACCUCACCACCCACGACAAGCAGCAUUUCUACGCCCACCUGGGCUUCGUCCUGGGCGAGCCGGUGCAGAGCGUGGCCUUCCUCAGCCCUGCCAUACCUGCCAAAGUGCUGCGGCUCUUCUCCACCCCUCCUGGCACUGCCACUGCCGUCACCACCAGGCCGAGGGUGCCCUCCACCCCGCCGCCUCACCUCCCACCCCCCGCCGUCCCCCCGCCACCCCCCCUGCCAACCGUUGUCUGGGCAAGGGGAGUCUUGGCUGAGAGCAGUGGGCAGAAGCUCCUGGAGACCCCCCACCGUGACGCCAAAGGGCUGCCUAUCUUCUGGAUGAAGAAGGACAUCUGA
Grus americana (Whooping crane) is the source of this 862-nucleotide messenger RNA. It is a transcript of the gene NAA80, whose product is annotated as N-alpha-acetyltransferase 80, NatH catalytic subunit. Gene Ontology annotation, molecular function: N-acetyltransferase activity; acetyl-CoA binding. Lineage: Eukaryota; Metazoa; Chordata; Aves; Gruiformes; Gruidae. The transcript is spliced from 2 exons. The record is from RefSeq and is a predicted model, not a curated record. Gene Ontology annotation, cellular component: cytoplasm. The coding region runs from base 26 to 862 and encodes 278 amino acids. Gene Ontology annotation, biological process: protein acetylation.